AUGUUUUUUUUUAAAGUUAAUAAAAAUGGAAUGUUCCAAUAUUGGUCAAAUAAAAUAUUUUUAUGUAAUCUUAAAACAAAUAAAAAAGUAAGCAUUGAUAAAUUAAUAAAAAAUAAAAAAAUUAAAAGUCAUGAACUAUAUAGAAUAGAAGAUAUAGAAAUAUUAUUACAAGAGAAACACCAUGAUAUUAUUCAAGAAUAUCCUACUGUUAAAAAUGUGCAAAAAAUACUAGACGUAAAUAGCCUUCCCGUUUUUAAAAAAGAUGAAAAUUCAAAGAAUCUUUUAAAUAAAAUAGUUCUUCAUUUUGGAGGGGAUGUAAUCAUAAAUGGUACAAAUAAAGUUUUCGAACUAAUGAAAGAAGGUAAUGGAUAUGACUGUUCAAGUAAUUUUUUAAAAACAUGUGGGAAAGCUUUAUUUGAAGAUAUGAAAAAAAUUAGGGAAAAUAACAAAGGAAAAGAAAUGAUAAUAACAAAAGGGUAUAAUAGUGCAUAUAAAUCCAUUAUACAUGUAGUUGAACCAUAUUAUAAUGAAACAAUAAAAUUAAAAAAAAUUUAUGAAGAUAUAUUAUUACUAGCAAAAAAAAAUAACUUCAAAACUAUUAUUUUCCCUCUGCUUGGUAGUGGUAUAAGUUUGUUUAAAAAACAUGACGUUGUUAUAUGUUGUUUAGAAGGAAUUUAUGAAUUUUUAAAAAUAAAAGAUAAUUUUAAUUCUAUUGAUAAAAUAGUUUUAUGCACUAUAACGGAUUCUUAUUGGAUGUUGUUAAAAGAUUCCAUACCUCUUUACUUAGAUAUAAAUAUAAAAUAA
Molecule: messenger RNA, 804 nt
Organism: Plasmodium relictum
Lineage: Eukaryota; Apicomplexa; Aconoidasida; Haemosporida; Plasmodiidae
Product: Appr-1-p processing domain protein, putative
Exons: 2
Coding region: 1-804 (267 amino acids)
Source: RefSeq, a predicted model, not a curated record